GGAAUCCCAAUCAUAUCAAUAUGAAAUAAAUGCAACGCGUGGAACCUUUUAAUCCUAUCGAUUCCGUGACACGCGUUGCUCGCUGCGAGGGAAAUUCGUGUGUGUGUUUGGGUUUGGGAUUUACAGCGGCGAUAUUGGGGCUCUCAAUAUCAACUUCAAUUUCAACUUCAACUUCAACAUCGAGGUCGAAAUCGAAACCAAGAUAAGGAUCAAAGCACACAUCAACAUAUCUCGGAUAUCGAAAGGAAAAUUCUCUAGUUAUCACGAGAAGAUCAUAGAGAUAGGUGCAGAUAAACAACAUAAAGGUGAUUUUCACUGAUCUCCAGAUCUGAGUUUGGAUUUGAAUUUACACUCACACUCACCCCUACAUCGGCGCCAGAAUCGAAGAAGAACGAAAGAAAGAAAGAAAGGAAAUCUUCAUGAACGCGCUUCUUUGUUGAGAAGGGAAGGCGCAUAAAUUGUGCUUUGGGGGAGGAGAUACUUCCAGGUUGAAUAUCGCGCAGAGCUCGCUUUUUUACAUUUGAAAUAUUUUUUCUCUUCCUUUUUCGAGAGCAGCUUUCACGAGGAGAAGGAGAAGGAAAAUUGAUGGAUGCAACGGAAGAAGAGGUUGCUAGACAAUUGUGGAAGGAACAGUUGGCGCAGGGCGAGAGGUUGGGAGGUGUGGAUAUGCAGGAGAGGGAGAUGGGAAGUGCGAGUAUGGGUGUGGGGGUGGAUGCGGAGAGUAGAGGGAUUGGUGGGUUGAAUUUGGGUGGGGGGGAUGAGAGGGGAAAGGGAAAGGGGAGGGAGAUGGGGAGGGUGGGGGAAGGUGGUAGUGAGGGUGGGUUCGCGGGAUAUGCGAAUGCUGGGUUGGGGAAUGGAAGCGGUAGUGCUUUUGGGGUAGGGAGUGGAACUGCGCAAUUUGGGGGGAGAGAAUCGGGACUUGAGGAGAAUGAAGUGGUUUUAGAAGGGCCGCUUUUGGCGUUGAGAGAAGCUCUAGCUGAAGGACGAUUCUCAGACUUGACCAUCUUUCAUGGUGUACGAGUAUGGAAUGCGCAUAAAGUGGUUGUAUGUUCCCAAUCGCCGGUUUUGGAGAGUAUGAUUGAUAAUACUGGAGUUGGCAAUAUGUUCGGUACCCCCACUAAGCCUAGCAUCCUCAACCUCUCCUCCUUCCCACUCGACUCCGUCAUUGCAUUACUAGAAUACCUCUACACGUCCGCCUACUCGAUUCCCUCUCCCCCACCCAAUACCUCACCCUCUUCAUCCACCUACCUCUCCGGCCCUACCUACUCUCUCCCUCUGCAUGAACAAAUCUUCUACCUCGCUUCACACCUCCAAAUCCCGGCGCUGGAAACGCUCGCCGCGGUAUCGUUCCGUCAUACGCUGCACACGCAAAUCUCGGACCUGGAUAUUUACUUCGAUUGUGUCAAGCGGAUCUAUGGGAAAACGACAGCAAAGAAUCCAGGCUUGAGAAAUGCUUUGGUAGAAGCUGCAGUGCAGGAACUAGAGGGAUUGCUGGAGAACGAAGAGGUAAAGGGGAAAUUAUGGCGGGUCAUGAGUGAGAAUGGUGAGUUCUGGGAAGAUGUAAUUAGGACGUUGGGAAGCAGGACGGAAGUUAGGGUCAGAGAGGUAAUUAGAGAAGUGAGAGUUCCGGUGGAGGUGGAAAAGAUUGUAGAAAAGAUUGUCGAGCGGGACGUCCUAGCAGAAGCGAAGGAAGAGGGCGAGGCAGAUAAAGAGUGGACUCUAUGUCCAGAUUGUGGACCUAGAGAUGAAGGAGAAGAGUAUGAGUUUAGGUGUACUUGUAGAGAAUGUGGGGUGGAGAGAAUAUUGAGCUUUUCUUAGAUGCGCACGCAUGUAUUUGCAUGUUACGGGGACAUUGAGAAUGAUGAAUGUAAUAUUUGGGGAGGGACACAAAGGGGCGGGGCAGAGAGGCAGGGCAGAAGGCAUACGAAUGAGUACACUAGCACCAGCACCAGCACGAUCCACGAAUGUAUGAGAUAGCAAUGAAUACAACCA
Messenger RNA from Botrytis cinerea B05.10, 1992 nucleotides. RefSeq lists its product as hypothetical. The transcript has 3 exons. Gene Ontology annotation, molecular function: protein binding. Lineage: Eukaryota; Fungi; Ascomycota; Leotiomycetes; Helotiales; Sclerotiniaceae. The record is from RefSeq and is a predicted model, not a curated record. The coding region runs from base 586 to 1818 and encodes 410 amino acids.